AUGCUCGAGACGAGGUCGGCACUGGGCUUCCUCAUGUUGUGCCUUUUCAACUGUGCCACCGCUGCCGACAGUAACGAAUUCAUCUCGCCCAAUUUUCAGUCCUCCUUGAAUACCGGCCGAUUUGCAGGCGUUUCAGCAUGGGAUCUAGGAUUGAGUCAGUUGAUAGCAUUUCAGUCGACCUGGGACGAAUACAAAAUUGAAUUAUGGCAGCAGAAUUUGGACGUCGGUAAUGCUACUUCAUCGCCCACCCUUGUUUACGAACAGGACGCUGGAGAUUAUCUCCCUCAGAGCUUCUAUUGGACUGUGCAGACCUAUGAAAUUCAGUUGCCCAACUCUCCAGUUUUCUUCUUUUGGCUCCGCGACAAAAACUCCCAUAGUCAGCAGAGUUCUGCUUUUUUUUAA
Molecule: messenger RNA, 402 nt
Organism: Truncatella angustata
Lineage: Eukaryota; Fungi; Ascomycota; Sordariomycetes; Amphisphaeriales; Sporocadaceae
Exons: 2
Coding region: 1-402 (133 amino acids)
Source: RefSeq, a predicted model, not a curated record